GUGAUGAUGACGUGUAGCCUACAUUUUUGCUGCAGCAGCUGGAACUUUCGGUUCGGUCUCGGUUUAAGCAAUAAGCCUUUAGGUUUGAAUGUGAAUUCAAAGGACAGCAAGGCGAUUCAACUAUAAUUUUUAAAUCACAGAUAAAAUUUUUCUAGGAUCGCCUUUGUCGGAACAACAUAAUGGAGACGCUCUAUCACCAGACAAACAAACACAUCCAUGAGGUGCAGUCCAACAUGGGUCGUCUUGAAUCGACAGAUAGAGAAUCUGUCCACUUGCUGGAGAAUGAACUGCAGGCUAGAAUUGACCAGAUCUUCAGCUUCUUGGAAAGACUGGAGAUCCUAGCCAGUAAGGAGCCACCCAACCGCCGGCAGAAUGCUAAACUACGGGUCGACCAGCUGAAGUAUGAUGUCCAGCACCUUCAGACCGGCCUGCGCAACUUCCAGCAGAGGCGUUACAUGCGCGAGGCCCAGGACCGUGAGAGGGAGGAGCUGAUGACCCGCACCUUCACUACCAACGAUGCAGACACCUCUAUCCCCAUCGACGAAACUCUGCAGUUCAACUCCAGUCUUCACAGCGCGCACAAAGACAUGGAUAACCUGCUGGGCAGCGGAAGUAGCAUCCUCGAUGGCCUGAGAGACCAGCGGAACUCCCUCAAGAACACUCAUAAGAAGAUGCUGGACGUGGCCAACAUGCUGGGUCUGUCGAACACGGUGAUGCGCCUGAUUGAGAAGAGAGCCUUCCAGGACAAGUUCAUCAUGAUGGGCGGCAUGCUGGUAACCUGCGUGGUCAUGUUCCUCGUGGUCAGAUAUAUCAACUGAGGGCUUCUGACCAGGCCAUUCAAAAACUUUUGUCGACACUGGUAGAGCAAUGCGGGACAAAUCCUUCAGUGAAGGUUUUGUUGCACUGUAACCUUAUUAAUUUUUUUCUUCCUUAAUUUUCUGGAGCCAUAAGAAAGGGUUGCCAGUUUGCCUGAAGAGUCAUAAUGGGGAAGAACCUCCAGAUAACCAGAGACAUUGCACCCAGAGCCCUCAUGAGGCACGCUGCAUAGAUAGAACCGCUGGAGACAUGCGAGUUGAUGGGGAUAAUAAGGAAACGAGGCCAAAACAGAAGAGCGUCUAUAAAACAACGUUUUGGCAUUUCCCUUCUGCUGUGAUUAGGCAGGCAAUUGGUGUGGUGGCAUUGUGACCCUGCCCACCCUGGCCUUCGGUGUGGUUUUCUCACAAUUGUACUGCCCUCAAAUUUCAUUUUAUUGUUCUCCCAAUAUCUUUUCCUAUCAGUUACAGUGUUCUACCAGUGAAUCUGUGUACAUUUUAUGCUCUUGACAAAAUCACGAACCCGAUGGCAGUCAAGUCAUGUGACAUUGUAAGAAUAUUUACGUCUGAGUUUUAAGAGCUCUAAAUUUAAGACUUUGGCAUAAUUUUUCGAUCGGCCCUGUGAGUAUUCAGAACUGUGACGAGCAUGCGGCUGGAGGGACAUAGUGGACAAAACCAUGUGUUUUCACAUUCUAAUAUUUAGUUACUAAAUAUUAUAACUAAAUAUUAGAAUGUGAAAAUACACGGUAUUUUGGGAUUGGGAUUGAAAUGAAGGCUCUUGUAAACACAGGGAAGCACUCUGACGACAAAUUGUCCCGCAUGCGAAAUAUAUCUUGGGUUUCGUCAGAAAAUGGUUUAAAAGGUGGUAAAUUGGCAGUGAACUUGAAGUAAAAUAUUUCAUUGCUGUGGCAGUUUAUCAACUGAUAGCAGUAGGACCGGUUAGGAAGUUAAACCAUGUUUGAGUCUACGUAGUAGCGCAGGUGGGUGUGUGAAUUGGCACAGCGCCACAGUGUGCGUUACAGCGGAUGGUGGAGUCUGGAGCUCGUACACCAUUUAAAAACCAGUGCUGCCAGCCUUCUGAAUACGCUCUAAUUUCCCUGAGGGCUCAUUAAAUAUAUUUCCAUGUACAGUACUGUAUUUAGUAAUGUUUCAUCCAUUGUUUAAUAAUUCUGACACAUUUACCGAUUUUGUCAAUCAGUGGUUUUUCAAAUGUGAUUUUGCAAAAAUUAUUAAACUAAUGUGGAUAUUACUAAUGUAAAUUUGAAAGUUUAAAAAAAUUAUGUCCAGCG
This is a messenger RNA of Anguilla anguilla (European eel), 2101 nucleotides long. It is a transcript of the gene gosr2, whose product is annotated as golgi SNAP receptor complex member 2. Bases 180 to 818 code for a protein of 212 amino acids. Gene Ontology annotation, biological process: vesicle fusion; intra-Golgi vesicle-mediated transport. The transcript is spliced from 6 exons. Gene Ontology annotation, cellular component: ER to Golgi transport vesicle membrane; endoplasmic reticulum membrane; SNARE complex. The record is from RefSeq and is a predicted model, not a curated record. Lineage: Eukaryota; Metazoa; Chordata; Actinopteri; Anguilliformes; Anguillidae. Gene Ontology annotation, molecular function: SNAP receptor activity; SNARE binding.